AAACUGGGCGAAGCAACCCCGUGUGCUGCUGUUUUUCGUUGAGUUUUCCACUGAAUUAGAGCCAUCGUUCUGUGUUGUUAUCGUUAACGCCGCCUUCGCCACCGUGGAUUGCCGUUUCUCUUGGAUUCCGAUGAGCUAGUGGGGAGUCGGGGCUCACUCAGUUCUAUAUCAACUGAAGGACCGAGUGACUGACGGACGGACUGACUGAGGGUCUCUUUGUCUCCGAUCAGUGUGUCGUGCAUUGGAUUCGAGCCGAGUCUCGUCGGCCAGUCGGCCAUCUGAAUGGUCAAACUUCUAUUGGAUACUCCGAGCAUGAAGCUCCAUCGGUCGACAACAGGACCCAGUGUCGACAAGCGCCGACCGAGCUUCUUCGUUUUCUUAUAAUCAGCACUGGGAUCAGUAGUCCUAUAAUCCAUGCUUCUUAGAGGAGGUGAUUAGUCCAUGCACCUCGGGGGGCUCGCUUCAAGAAGGAGAGAAUCGAAACGGCAUUCUCAGUCUGAGGUCCUCCGAAAAUUCGCUUGCUCAAGCUCUGUGAUACCUCGUGCCGACGUUUACAAGUAUCUGCACAGGAUAUAGGAAGGGAUUACGCUGAUUUUGAAGGCUCAGACAAAUCACAUGACAAUUGGAUGAAGACGUUCUCAUGAAUCCAACCCAACGACAUACAUAGAGAAAUGGCGCCCACCCACGUGUCCCUUGGCCUCUCGGGAUCCUUGGAACACCAAGAAGAGUCACCGAAAUGGGAGUACUUGAACUCCACGCGUCAACACAUCACCGAGAAGCUCAAAAACAAGGACUCCACUAUACAGUAUCAAGGUCUCGAUAGCCUAAACAGUGGAUCAUCAGGGUCACCAUGUGGUUCACCUUCGUCCACGAUAUCACCUCUACACACGUCAUCCAAUUCAGCCGCAGCACAAGCCGGCAACCCGAACACGUUCACGUACUCGACAGCGGACCUCACGGAUUGCAUGGUCCUCGGCAGUCGGUGGUCGUCGAAUCGUUUCUGGUGUUUUGGCCUCACGUUGGACGAAGUCAUUGCUGAAGAUGGCAAAAAAUGGGUUUUUAUAAAAAGAAUUGUGCCGCGAUCGGCGGCCGACCGAUCCCUUUGUACGCAGUUAGACGUCAUCUAUUCUGUCAACGAUCAGGGAGUAAAGUACAAAUCGAAAGAACGCGUUCGGGAGCUGAUCAUGGCUUCCGGGGAGAACCUCUAUCUCAAAGUGGUCACUGCCAACCCAUUGAGAUUGGCCAACACGAGAAAGGACAUGCUCCAAGUGAUCGAAAGACACGGUACCGUUACCUUGGAAGCUUACGGAAAUCCGUCCUAUUGCGGGCUGCACGUCGACGUAGGCUUCAAAUAUAUCUCUACGCUGACAUACAGCGCGGAACUCAGGAAAUUCAUAACCAUCUACGUUAUAAGCGAGGUGGACGGUCGUCGUUACAUGGAUUUGAGCCAAAAACAGUGUUUGUUCAUGGGCGAUGUCCUUCUAUGCGUGAAUGGAAACAGCGUCGUGGACGUGUCCCGGAGCGCCGUAUCGAAGCUCAUGAGAGAAUACGAUCGGUUCACGAUCAAAAUUGCUGCGAUGUCGGUUCUUCGUCGAGAAGUCAUCAAAGAUGACGUACGGGUGAAGCGUCGUCAGCUGGAAGUCUGCGAUCUGGAGGAUCGAGGUCAUACUUUGGAUAUGACCGAGUUCCACAAUCGUCUUAACUCGAACCGUGCCAAACGGUGAAGCAUAGCCUUCCGUACGUCGGACAAUACUCGUCUCCUCACAACGAAAUCUUGACGACCCCGUGGACGUCGAUCCGUCACUCGCGGAUUGGUGCUGAGCUUCUGCUCCGACGCACUGCGAACGGCAUAUGAGCGGAAGAAUCCGACUACGGUGUGAAUAUUCCCAAUAAUAAUUUCGAUGCCGAGUUAAUCGUGUCUGAUGAUGGAGAAGGGACGGCGACGGAAGCAACUUUUGAAGGAACAAGAAGAGAGCUCAACAUGGCGAAGAGUCUUCGAGUCUGAUGAUUCGGGCGUAGUCCCUACCGGAAGAUAGUGGAGUCGUGUCGAUUUGUAAAGCGUCAGGAUCGCUGUCCUCCGAUGGGUUUCAACGUUCUUGACACGUGCGGUUGUACAAAAUAUAACCAGCCUCUCGCACAGGAUGAUCAAUGGCUGUCACGUUUUCUGAGCAAGCUCGACACUGAGGGGAGCGUUCUCUACAAUUCUGAAAUUUUGACGGUCACUCAAGUCUCCUCUUUAUUCUGAGAUCAGUGACGAAGCUCUCCGACUCCUCCGCCAAGCUCAUCCGCGACCGGGGGUAAUCGUUUUCGACUAUCCCGAUGUCUGUACGCUUCCUGAACGCAACAUGUACAAAAAUGUGACAGAAUACUUCGAGGAUAUGCAGAUGAUAAUCGCUCAGGGUGGUCGAAGGGGUGAAAUACAUAGCGACAUGGAAGUUUUCACUCAAACAUAGUACAUAUUUAUUUUCGAAUUCAAGAGACGAAAUGGCGGGGAGAAGCAUGGGAUGAAGCGGAAGUGAGUUUUAGAAAUGUAGAAACCGACAACGUCACCUGUGAACAAGAAAGAACGAAAAAAUACAGACGGACCCUAUGCAGAGG
Molecule: messenger RNA, 2598 nt
Organism: Galendromus occidentalis (western predatory mite)
Lineage: Eukaryota; Metazoa; Arthropoda; Arachnida; Mesostigmata; Phytoseiidae
Exons: 8
Coding region: 672-1724 (350 amino acids)
Molecular function (GO): protein binding
Source: RefSeq, a predicted model, not a curated record